AAAGAGACAGGAGGCUUCGUCAUGUCGGCCACGGGUCCCAUAAGCAACUAUUAUGUGGAUUCAUUGAUAAACCAUGAGAGCGAAGAGGUGCUGGCUGCUACUCGGUUCUCCGCUCCCGGAGCCCUCCCCUCAGCCUCUCGUCCGGCAGGGCUGGUACCGGAGUGUACCGACUUUCCCUCGUGCAGCUUUGCCCCCAAACCUCCUAUCUUUACCACCUCCUGGGCCCCCGUCCAGUCGCAGUCCUCUGUCGUUUACCACCCUUACACCCACCAGCCGCACUUAGGCGCAGAUUCCAGGUACGUGCGCUCCUGGCUGGAGCCUAUCUCGGGAGCCGUGUCCUUCCCCGGCUUCCCGGCGAACAGCAGGCACUACGGACUGAAAACCGACGCGUUCCCGGAGCGGAGAGCCGGCGACUGCCUGGCCGCCAGCGGAAGGAACUACUCGGAUUAUCUGUACGGCUCUUCGGCUGACAUCCGAGACAGGACGCCGCAGAAUAUCCCUUCUCCCGAGACUGAGGUUUUGGCUCCCAGUAAGCACAAAGAAGAGAAGGCAGAGAUAGACCCGAACAAUCCAGUGGCAAACUGGAUCCACGCGCGCUCCACGAGGAAGAAGCGGUGUCCUUACACGAAAUACCAAACGCUAGAACUGGAGAAGGAGUUUUUAUUUAACAUGUACCUAACCAGGGACCGACGUUACGAGGUGGCCCGCGUCCUCAACCUCACGGAGCGACAGGUCAAAAUCUGGUUCCAGAACCGGAGGAUGAAGAUGAAAAAAAUGAACAAGGAGAAGAGCGAGAGCAAUGAGCCGUGAGAGACCGAGGCGCCGCGAGGGGAAAAGAGACCUUCCCGCCCCGGCUCGCAUCCUGCGGCAACCCGCUCCUCUCCUUGUCGUCUUUUCGUUGUGUUUAAAUGUAACGUUUUUCCUUUCGACCGAAGCCGUUUUAUUGACUUUGAAUGUGCAACGUUGCUCGGAUUUUUAAAGGUCCCCCCCCCCAUUGUGUAUCCAUAACCGGCUGCUUGGACUAGAAAAAAAAACUGUUUUUCUGUUGUUGUGUUUCGCCUUCAAAGCUACGUCGAAAUGCAAAGAGACAAAGUGGCGAUAAGACAAAAAAAAUCAACUUCUAACUCGUGUGACAAGAGGAACGUACUUGAAUUUUCUUUAUUCCUCUUCGGUUCUGCGAUUUCUUUUCUUUUGAGUCGUAAUUUAUGAUCGUCCCCUUCUCCUGUGUUUCUCCCUCACGGCUUUUCUUCAUUUUUGUAGAGUGCGAAUCUUGCAUAUUUUGUACAAAAAGGAAAGAAAACAAACAAACAAAAAAAAAACGGGCAGAUACCUUUGUCUGUGUGUUGACGUCUGUGGUAAUAGUUUUUGAUGUACUUUAUUCGUGUAUUUUUACCUUAGAAUCGACCGAUUCUGUCACUUUCUGUUCUCCUGUAGAUUGUAGCUGUAUUUAAAUAUAUCCAACGACAACACGCUUUUUUCACGUGUUUUAUGAUUUCUUUGGACACCAAGUAGGAAUGGCGCUAUGAUAAGACAGACGGCAGUGAAAUUAACAGCGAUUCCAGAGGCCCGCUGACAUGCAUUCCGGGCCAGGAGCAGGUCUUCCUCAAGACCGGUGUGCGGAGCUGAAGAAGAGUUUCAGUGUGAACCGCUCCGCAGAGGACAGUCGGCCCGGGCGGAGCCGCUGGCAAGGAAGCGAUCAGGCUUAGCAAGGCAGGCUGUGGGGUGCGGACAGAGGCCCGCGAGGAGAUUAGAAGCAGCUGCCAAGCCGGUCCAUUAUUCUUUGCGUUUGAUUCUCUCCUUAACGAACAUUUCCUGUGCGGCCUUAUUAAACCUUAAUAAGAGGGACGCAGGCAAACAAGGGGGUGAAGAGGGCGACACCGAAACCAGGCCAGGCACACAAAACACACUCCUAUACAACAAAGCGCCCUUAAUGUCAAGGAGCACACACACACACGCAAACCCAAGUCCUAAAGCCCAGGCCCAUGUGUGUGCCGUCCCGGGCGUGUAACUCCAGGCAGGCAAUGCAUGGGCCGGCUGAAACGGCAAGUCGUGUUUAAAACACGCAUCGAUUCGUAUUGGUCCUAAUCGGCGACGGGGAACCUCACGAAAUCGUGAAAUACAGUGUGUGCUUCUUCGCGUCGUGAAGAGAGAACUCUUUCGUUCACCAGGGUUAUCGGAUAUUAUUUAAAACUUGUAUCUUGCAUUUUUUUAAGGCAUUCGCACAAGGGAGGGCGAGCUCGUUAAAAUGCCAGUGUGCAGAUUUCGCAGUCUGAUCGCUCCUUGUUUUAUAACCUAGCUGUAGCAGUGUAGCACUUUGAUCGGCUGGUUAAAUCACGUUUCCAUUACUUGUUUCGUUUCGUUCUAACUGUUUCCCAGCCCUAUCACGAACGCCACUGUAAAGUGCGGAUGUGCAGCUUUUCCUAGGCUCUUGCGCCUCCGUUAGAGCUCUGAAUAUCAAUUUCACUGCAGGCUAAUCAUUUACCGACGCCGUGCUCGCAAGCUUGACAAAGGGGCGCUUUCUCACACACUGUGGCGUGACUUGUCGAAUAUACCGCACAGCCAAUGCAUUUUCCAUACUGUUUUUAUAUGAUACCAUGUAAAGCGUUGUGACUCAACAAAACAUUUUGUGCUAAAAUAAACAAUCAAGUGGACGAGGA
Molecule: messenger RNA, 2657 nt
Organism: Lepisosteus oculatus (spotted gar)
Lineage: Eukaryota; Metazoa; Chordata; Actinopteri; Semionotiformes; Lepisosteidae
Gene: hoxc9a
Product: homeobox C9a
Biological process (GO): embryonic skeletal system morphogenesis; anterior/posterior pattern specification; DNA-templated transcription
Cellular component (GO): nucleus
Molecular function (GO): DNA-binding transcription factor activity, RNA polymerase II-specific; RNA polymerase II cis-regulatory region sequence-specific DNA binding
Source: RefSeq, a predicted model, not a curated record